CUUAUAGCAAGCCACGCGCUCAUCGAACAACAGUUGCUGACGUCUCGCUCGACACACGCUCAACGAAGGACAGUCGAGUUCUCGCUCGCCACUGCCGCCGGCUUCUCAGUUCAAAAGCACGAUGGAGACGCGUUGCAUUUUGGCAAUCGAUACCCAAGCUUUCAUCGAAGAUAUCAAAGCACAUCCUGUUAUCUGGGACUUGAACUUAGAUGAACAUAGGGUGGAAAGUACAAGGUCUCUAGCGUGGGAUGCUAUAUGCUACAAAUACAUCCCAAACUAUGCAAGAAAAAGUGUACAAGAAAAGAGAGAUGCAGUUGCCACGCUUCAGCGAAAAUGGAAAAGUCUUCGCGACAGUUUCACAAGGGAACUAGCAAAGGUGGAGAAUUCCAAGGGUAAAAAUGACCCAGCAACUUUAUACCGAAAGCCAUAUUACUAUUUUGAAGAAUUGUCUUUUCUACUUGGCGCAAUCGCUCCCAGAAAACGCAAAGGUGUAGCGGACAAGCCGGAACCAGAAGCCGGCCUGACACAGCCGAAACCACAAGAAACAACAGUUCCCCGGAUUGCCUCUGGAAAUCCUAUACCAGAAAAUCAUUCAACGAAGAAAGAGAAAAAGUCUCAUAUUUUCAUUGAAACUGAUAAUAAAAUUGUAACUGUAAAUAAUUCUCAGAAUCUGAACGAAACUCAAACACAUCAAAUGGGGGACGCGGAUCGCAACUUUGUAUUAUCUUUGAUUCCGCACCUGAAGCAAAUACCGGAAGAAUACAAAUUAGAUGUCCAGUCAGAGAUACUAUUGACAAUGAAAAAAUACAAACCAUAUGGGAGACAAAUGUAUAAUCAACCGUACGGUUAUUGUCCCCCAUCGUUCAGUCUACCUCAUCAACCUAUUUCAACCUCACAAAUAGCACAGUCUACUCCUCCUGCUCAACCUCCUGUAGCAACUCAUUCGUCUCGUUUUCUAAAAACUAGGAUUUCUAAAAACGCUAAGUGUUCUAAAAAAGCACCAUCCCCUGUUAUUUCUACAGGUACACUGGGAUCUACAGAUGAUGAUCCAGUUAUUGAAAAUAUUGUAUAAUUGUUUCUUCCCUUUUAUUUUUAGAGUGUAAUGUUAAAAUGAUUUAUUAAAUAUUAUAAAUUUGUAAAG
Molecule: messenger RNA, 1141 nt
Organism: Gryllus bimaculatus (two-spotted cricket)
Lineage: Eukaryota; Metazoa; Arthropoda; Insecta; Orthoptera; Gryllidae
Source: the annotation of a GenBank genome assembly